UCCAGCCGAAGUUAAAUUGAAAAUCUCAAGCAAGUAGCAGCUUGGAAUGAGACUAUUUGUGGUUUGCUUUUGUAACUUUAUUUAACAAUGGAGUCUAGCCCCUUAGACUAUGUAGCACAGGCCUGCAUGGACCUGACCGAGGCCAUGGCAGCGGCGGGAUCCGAAGCAGACCGAGACGCACUCAUUAUUAGCCAUAUAAAAAAAGUUUGGGCUGUUGUACCGCCUGUAGAAGACUUCAAGAAAAACUUGGAAUGGGUAAAUGUAUCGGAGCCGUUAUCGCUAACCCAACACUGCUCUGAGAAGAUUGUCAUCUUGGACUUCUGGACAUACUGCUGCAUAAAUUGCUACCAUGUCUUGCCAGACCUGGCACAUAUUGAGAAGCUACACAAAGUUGAAAAUGGGCUGGUUGUGAUUGGUGUCCACUGUGCAAAGUUUAGUAAUGAGAAGGAUUCUGCCAAUGUGCUGUCAGCUGUGCAGCGGUAUGACAUUCGCCACCCGGUGGUGAACGAUGCUGACAGUGCAGUGUGGGAGGCCCUUGGAAUUCGCUGCUGGCCUACUCUCUUAAUUCUAGGUCCUGGCAACAAGCCAAUGUUUGUGCUGACGGGCGAGGGGCACCGCGACGAGCUCGUGUGGUUCGUUGGCGCCGCGCUGCGACAUUUCAGCGGCAAGGUCGCCACGACUCCCCUGCCCAUAGGCGUUUCCAAGCAUGUGAAGCCUAAAGCUGAUGAUGUGCUGCGGUUUCCUAGUAAGGUUGCCUUGAACCCAUUUUACAAGGGUCGUUCAGAAGAACCUUUCCUGGCGAUCGCGGACACGGGAAACCAUCGUGUAUUGAUAACGGACUGCUCGGGCGUUAUCCUGAGGAUCAUUGGAGGUCCAGAUCCUGGUUUCAAGGAUGGCAAGUUCCACGAGGCGGCGUUAAAUUCGCCGCAGGGCGUGUGCUGGUUGCUCGGCAGCGUGUUGGCGGUGUGCGACACCGGCAACCACGCCCUGCGCGCGCUGCACCUCGACGAGGGCACCGUGGAGGUGCUCGCGGGCAGCGGCCAGCAGGCCGAGCACGGCGACCAGGGUGGCAAGUGCCUCGGGUUCCAAGCGCUGUCUUCCCCCUGGGACGUGGCGCUGUACCGCACGCCCGACAUGGACAUGUCGGUGCGGCCGCUGCUGCCCCCUCCGCCCCCGCCGCCCGGGCAGCCCGCGCCGCCCAAAGACGAUAAAGAAGAUGACAAAGAAAAAAAGGACGAGAAACGUCGAGUGCUGCUCGUGGCUUGCGCUGGCUCGCACCAGAUCUGGGCACUGUUCCUGGACACCACCAUCUGGUGGAAAUACAAGACUUUCACUGAAGGCACCUGCGUGUGUAUCGCGGGGUCGGGCGCGGAGGCGGCGCGCAACAGCGCCUACCCCAACACCGCGGCCUUCGCGCAGCCCUCCGGCCUGGCGCUGCGGACUGGUUCAAGUCCGGAGAUAUUUAUUGCGGAUUCGGAGAGUUCAUCCAUAAGGAGGCUAGCUCUUUCCACGGGACAGGUCUCCACGCUCUGCGGCGGUGACAGAAACCCUCUGAACCUGUUCGCGUUUGGAGACGUAGACGACAUCGGCCAAGAGGCGAAACUUCAGCAUCCACUUGGAGUUGCUUACUGCGAGUCGAAUAAAACCCUCUACAUUGCAGACUCCUACAACCAUAAGAUAAAGAAAGUCGACAUCGGCCUGCAAAAGGUGACAACCCUGAGCCCCACCAUGAUCGAGACCACGGACCCCGUCAGGUUCAACGAGCCCUCAGGGCUCUCGGCCAGCGCCGACGGAAAAUAUCUCUACAUUGCAGACACCAACAACCACAGCAUUAAACUCCUGAAUCUAGCCAAAAAUGUGUGCCAAGAGUUCAAAGUCCGACUUCCAGAACCCAAGUUCACGGAGCCUGAGAAUUUAAUACUGUACAAAAACGACCUGUUUGUGAAUAGAAAGUGCGGUAACCUUAUUAUUUAUUUCAACGUAAGUUUAGACGCGGACACGAAGAAUGUGAACUUCACGCCGGGUGCGCCCCAGAACUGGCACGUGUGCGUGCGAGACGACAACAACAAAGACGUCACUUUAGACGACUUCGAAUUCGUAGACUGCCCUCAUAAAGGAACUAAACUACCCGGCAGAGUGGAAAUGAAGCUUAAACAUAGGACCAGUAAGACUCAUUAUCGCUUGUACCUGAGUUUCCAGACCGCGCUCUGCGAUGCGACGGUGUGUUUCUCUCAUGCGUUCACCAUCAGAUCGACGAUCCUAGUGCGGGACUCCGUGAAGAUGGUGGAGUCAUACAAAAUCACUUGCAAGGUGAAUCCGGUGAAUCGGACGGAUGCCAAGAAAGCUUCUAAUAAAUCUUAAGUUAGUCUAAGAUACAAUUACACAUCUUCGAGCAAAACGCACAUAAAAAUAUUAUUUUUAAGUUUAACCUAGUAACUGAGAUGUUACGUAUUUUUUUACGGUAAUGAAUUCGGUGAUUGUUGAUUUAUUUAACUAAAAAUACAUUUCGUAUUACAAA
Molecule: messenger RNA, 2518 nt
Organism: Cydia fagiglandana
Lineage: Eukaryota; Metazoa; Arthropoda; Insecta; Lepidoptera; Tortricidae
Product: NHL repeat-containing protein 2
Exons: 11
Coding region: 88-2361 (757 amino acids)
Molecular function (GO): protein binding
Source: RefSeq, a predicted model, not a curated record